Molecule: messenger RNA, 3629 nt
Organism: Anopheles coluzzii
Lineage: Eukaryota; Metazoa; Arthropoda; Insecta; Diptera; Culicidae
Gene: CARPA
Product: carbonic anhydrase-related protein 10
Exons: 8
Coding region: 297-1322 (341 amino acids)
Molecular function (GO): zinc ion binding; carbonate dehydratase activity
Source: RefSeq, a predicted model, not a curated record
CCCCCUCCCCCCAGUGCCAGUGCUAAUAAAGUGUCUGUGUGUGUGUGUACGGUCUAAAUGGUGUGAUUGCUCGAAUGCAGCAGUACGCAAAUGUGUGUCCACGGUGUGUUACUAGCAGGGGACGAAAUUGGCUGCUGCUGGCGCUGCUGCUGCUGAUGGCGUGAGCGCGGUAGAAAUCAAACCAAACCCAGAAUUCGAGUGUGAGUGGGUGCAUACCUAACAUAAAAAAUUAAAAAAAAAAAAAAUAGUGCGACAGAGAGCAUCGAGUGAGGCGUCGUCCCCAGGUGUAACGAGCCAUGUCAGUCAUGCAUCCGAGAAUCUUCCUAAACGUUUGCUUCCUGCUAGCGCUCGGGCUCGAAAUCGAAGCCAGCUGGGAGGAAUGGUGGACAUAUGAUGGAAUUUCAGGACCCGCCUUCUGGGGGCUAAUCAACCCGCAGUGGAACAUGUGCAACAAAGGGCGCCGCCAGUCGCCGAUCAACGUGGAGCCGGAGAAGCUACUGUUCGAUCCCUACCUUCGGUCACUGCACAUCGACAAGCACAAGAUAUCGGGCACGCUGCACAACACUGGCCAAUCGCUGGUCUUCCGGGUGGAGAAGGACACCAAGCAGCAUGUAAAUAUUUCCAGCGGCCCGCUCGCCUACCGGUACCAGUUCGAGGAGAUCUACUUCCACUACGGUACGGACAACAACCAGGGCUCGGAGCAUCACAUCCACGGGUACAGCUUUCCCGGUGAGAUCCAGCUGUACGGUUUCAACAAGGAGCUGUACCACAACAUGUCCGAGGCCCAGCACAAGGCCCAGGGCAUCGUCGGCAUUUCGCUAAUGCUGCAGAUCGGCGAUACGCCUAAUCCGGAGCUGCGGAUAAUUACCAGCGCCUUCAAUAAAGUCCUGUACAAAGGAUCUUCUACACCGAUCCGGCAUAUCUCGCUGCGAUCGCUGCUGCCGAACACGGAACAGUACAUGACGUACGAGGGUUCGACCACACAUCCCGGCUGCUGGGAAAGCACGGUCUGGAUUAUCCUCAAUAAGCCCAUCUACAUCACCAAGCAGGAGCUGUACGCGCUCCGGAAGCUGAUGCAGGGCUCGGAACAAACGCCCAAAGCACCGCUGGGCAACAAUGCGCGGCCGCUCCAGGCAUUACAUCACCGAACUGUUCGGACCAACAUCGACUUCGCCAACACGGGCGUCAGCAAGACGCAGAGCUGCCCGACGAUGUACAAAGACAUGUACUACAAGGCGAACCGCUGGACGUCCGAGAUAUCGGCCCGGGGCCGCGAACGGGGGCUGCCCGACAUCGAGAGUGUGUUCCAUUCGCUUCCAUAGUGGCACCAGCGGGUCCGUUCCGAUGCCGGACAGAUCCAGAGCCGCCCGACCGCCAUCACCGGCUAAAAAAAAAAAACCGGGUGCUGUGCGCGACCGGGUUUAGCGGCAGGAUGAGACUGACACGAGAAGAACACCACACGGCAAGCGGGCGGGCGCGCGCGUGGCCUCUUCACACCGAUUACCGCUGAUGUUGCUGCUGCUGCUGCGUAUGUUGUCUACCUUUCAGGGGCCGCGAGUGGUUGGGUUUGAUAUUUGUUUAUGGUUCUCAACAGACACCGUUCCAACGCGGCUUCUCCGAGCUGCAGCUCUAGGGGCGGCUUAUUUUUCACUCUAGCGAACGUUCCUUUUCGCAAGCCCAAGACCGUACCCACGCACCGAUGCGAGCAUUAAGCGGAUUUAUUUGACAAAAGGUAGCGCGAAGCUAAGGCGUAAGCACAAAAUUGACCCAUUGCCUAUAUACAAAACAGAACAAAGAAGCAUAUAUAUACAUAUAAUUAUAAAUAUACAUACACGUAUGAAUAGAGCAAAGCCUACUCUCCAACUAGCGAAUAUUGUAGUACUAAUAAACACGUACACACACACACACACUCAUACACCUAAACAAAGGAAAAAAAGUGUAUCUCUACCAAACACGAAACAAAGUCAUCUUCUUCUUCAGCACACAUACCACCAAUGCCACAUUACAGGGGUUUUCUGGGAUUCUCAUUGCAAGUGGGAUACUUGCUUGAAUCUUUCUUAUAGGAAAUGAACUUUAUAUGAUGAGAAUUGGAUUACUAUGUAUGACUUUAGACCUUCAGAUACGUCGAGAGAUGUUAUAUAAAGUUCAGAAUUGGACUCUAUGGCACUCUUUUUGGACAGAUUCAUUGAACACUCCUAUUAGAUUUGAAUGAUGCUAUAGAGUUCACAUACAGUUUCACAUAAAGUUCAUUUCGUAUAUGAAAUAGUCAUGAAAAUAUCCAACAAGUAUGAGAACCCCUGAAAAACCCGGUAAUGCUUGGAUACUGUGUGUGAAGCUAUACUACAUAAAAAAAAAAACAACCAAACAAGACGCGCUUGGAUCGCUCUCCAUUGCUUCGAAAGCAGGCGUAAUGUAAAACAAAUAAUUAUUCUUAUGAUGUUGUCUACGAAAGGGGGAUGCCAAACUGGAGCCAUAGCAAAAUCAGGUGUAAACGGGAUGUUAUAUACACCGCCAUAUAACUCUUCAACCCUAACACACCGCUUCCUAGAAUCUCCAAGAAACUACCACACUCCAUCUACACCGCUAGCAACAUAGGCGUAAAAUUAUGUAACAAAAAUGAAGCAAAAGGUCAACCAAAAAAAAAAAAAACAAAACAAAACAGCAAACCAUUUGUGGAGAUUUGGCUCGUUCCCCCCUUCCUCAGCUGUCAGAUCGAUCAUGUGUAUGUGUGUGUGUGUGUUGUAAGCCGAAAGGUAACAGGGACUUUUUUUUCGUUUUGUUUUUGAAGCCACCGAGAAAAGGGUUGGCAAACGGGCUGCUUGAAAUCAGUAAAAACCGAAGACGUAGCAGACAAAGGGCGCGACAGGAGUGGUGUCAAGCCGGAGGCCUCUUUGCAGUGGACAAUAAUGACGGAGACGAUAAAAGAUGGCAAUUGACACAUAACAUACCCACACACGCACACACAAAACACAAAUGAAACGUAAACACUGCUUGUCGUGGUGGUGGUGGUGGUGGUGGUGGUGGUGUCACACAGCUGACGGUCGGCAGGAUCUUGUUAGCAGUUGUCAAUCGCAUUUCUAGUACGAUAAGAAGUGGCUUUUGCGGUGCGGAUUGCAUACCUGUGGGCGGUUUGCUGCACAAGUGCACGAUGGGGUGUCACGGGAAGGAUUCACACCAACACUUACACUAAACAUUAACGAGCUGAUAACUAUAUAGAACCAUACAUUUUGGGGAAGCGAUGGUAAGCGGUAAAUAGCACCAAACACACCCGUACAGUAGUAACAGUGUACUCAAGUAUAAACGCUUAAAAGAGACUAUUGCAAUCAAUAUAGACAAAAUCGCGUUUAUUUCUAUUUUUUCCUACCGAUCCCUAUAUAAUCGAUCGAUCCUCACGCAUCUCACCAUUUCUCUCAGUUAACAACGUGUUGGGUGGUGGUUGUUUAUGGUCGUUGAAGGACUGUCAGUUACUGUAGCGACGCUUAUGCUGGGAUCGCAAAUGUACUACACCGCAGACGAAAGGCAUAGGACGUCUUCCAUGGUCCUUUUAAGUGUAAAUAUAACAAUACGCAGAAAUAGAGAUAAAGGGUGAAGAGAACAGGUAUAAGAAGCGAGCGCGGGGGGGGGGGGGG